ACUCGUCGCGAGCGGUUGCAGCCCAGAACGUCGUUCCGUCGUCCUCGCCGUUUAACAGCAUUUUACGUAAAAUAAUUCUCCGAAUGUGCUGCGUGUGUUCUAUGCAAAUGCGUAAUAAAAAAUAAAGGUGUUUAAAUCCAAAUCUGCAAAUGUAAUAAAACAGCAGACGAGUGUGCAGAAUCUACAAGCCAAAUAAAAUAAUUCUAUUACUCCCACUGAGCGCGAAAAGAAUGGCAAUAUAACGGAAAUAAACAAAGCGUAAAGCGAGAAUUUUCGACUUUUAACGGGCCGCGCUUUUGUGACAUCGACGCCGUCAGCGCUGUGCUGAAGUUAGGCUUUGUUUUCUAAUUGGAAUUGCAUUGAUUGAUUGAAUAGCAGCAGCGACUGUGCCGUUAUUCGGCAUGCGAAACGAAAUGCAAAAUUGCAAAGUGUGACCAGAGUGUGUUCAAUUUCCAACUGACAAGUGAAAAGUUACGAGCAUUGCAAUUGUUCUUCUUCUUCUCUUGCUCUGCUUGAAUUCAAUUAAAUUGUGAAACACACACACACACACGCACACACGCACACAGUUAAAUAGCACAGUCAACAAUGUGUGUGUGUUUAAGUGCGUUAUGUGAGCAACAAUAAAAUAUAUAAAUUACAAUUAAAACAGGAUUAAUUGAAGCACAACACGAAAAAUAAUAAACAACUUUCAUUCAGCUGAUAAGAAAUUUAUAUGCAUUUCGCAUUGAUAAGGUAUGUCCACUCGCCGACAGGUGGCGCAUAAAUCGCAUGAUUCGAUUUGUCGCAGCGAUACAGAAAAAGCUAUGCUAUAAUUGCCAACAAGAGAUUUAGAGCAGUCAGAGUAAAAUUAGAAAAAGCACGCAGUCAGCAAUGACGUCCAAUAAUUGGUGAUAUUGCAUCACAUACAACAUAAAUUGAAGACAAAUAACUCAAUCAGCGCAGCAGCAAAAACCUCGCAGGAAACAACAAGCCAACCAACAAAAAUAAAAGGCUGACGAAACGAACAGCAAAAUGGCAGCUAACAGAAACAAAAACAACAGCGACUGCGACAUAAGCAACAACAACAACAGCAAUAACAACACUGACAGCGACAGCAGCACAAACAACUCACACACAAAGUGGCAACACGACAGCAACAGCAAACCUCCAGCAUCCUGCCACACAGCAUUUUCAUCGUCAUCGUCAUCGCCGCUGUUGUUGCACAUUCUCCUGCUGCUGCUGCUACUCUUGCUGCACUCGCCGAGCAGCACGAACGCCUUCUGCCCCUCAAAGUGCCAGUGUCUGGGCGGCGAUGCCAAUAGUCGCGCCCUGUGUGUGGACGCAGCACUCGAGGAUGUGCCCAUCCAACUGAAUCCGGAGACAAAGUACAUCAAUCUGACACUGAAUCGUAUACGUAAUCUCGAGUUUACACUCCCCUUCUACAUGAAGUUGGAGGUGCUCGAUCUGUCGCAGAACAUCAUCGAAACCCUCGGCUCCAAAAACUUUGAGUAUCAAACGGAAUUGCGUACUCUGAACUUGAGCAGAAAUCUUGUAAGUGCGCUGCAUAAGCACGCCUUUAAGGGAUUGACGAAUCUGCUAUUGCUGGAUCUCAGCUACAAUCGCAUCGAGACAGUGCAUCCGACGGCGUUGGGCGAUCUGGCGGCAUUGGUGGAACUCGAUUUGACGAACAACAAUAUUGUUAGCCUCGAGGACAAUUGCUUCAAGGGCAUGCAAUCGCUGGAGGUGCUGGUGUUUCGCAACAAUCGCCUGCUCGACAUACCGGCGAGCAAUCUGUGGCAUUUACAUGCGCUCAAGAGUCUGGACAUGUCCGACAAUCUCGUUGAGUUUGUUCGCAACGAUAGCUUCGAGGGCUUAAAGGAGCUGCUCGCCCUCAGUGUGCGGGGCAAUGUGAUGAGCGAGCUGGAUGUGGGCGCUUUUGAGGGACUCAUCUCGCUGAAACAUUUGGAUCUAUCGGAUAACAAUUUGACGAUGGUGCCCACGCAGCAGCUCUCGAAACUUUCGAAUCUCACUUAUUUGAACUUGGGUGGCAAUCGGUUUGCACACUUGCCCGCGGUGGCAUUUUUAAACUUGUUUCAUUUGCGCGAAUUGCACUUGAGCCGUUUGGACUUUUUGCAGCGUAUCGAUUCGAGAGCCUUUGUGGACAACACGCAUCUGCAGACACUGCACCUGAACUACAAUCCACAGCUGAGCGACAUACCGAUGCGUCUCUUCCAGGGCAAUCCCAAUAUACUCGAAGUCUACAUGCAGAGCAAUAGCUUGCAGACACUCUACUCCGCCCAGUUCCCAGUUGAUCAGCUGCAGAAGCUCUACCUCGGCGACAAUCCGCUGCAAUGCAACUGCUCGCUGCUCUGGCUCUGGCGUCUGGUCACCGGUAACUUUGAGGGCUCCGAACCACCGCUGGAACACGCUGCAGGCGGAGCUGUGGCUGCGCUGGCAAACGAUGCGGCUGCGCUGCGGGACGAAGAUGACACGGCCACAGCCAAAGCUGAUGAUGGUGUGGCUGCCCUGGCUGCCUAUAUUGCCGAGCAGCACAUUGCGAAUGCGCUGCAAACGACCGAGCCAAGCACCUAUGAGCAGCGCCUAGAAGCAGCGGCCAGCGUGAGUUCGAGCAGCAGCAGUGCCGGGUAUCUGCGCAUGGAUAAGCAGCAGAUUGGCUGCGACAUUUGGCGAGAUGCGGUGCGAACGCGACGCCAGCUGCUGACCAUGACUGAGGGCGAAAUCACGUGUCCGGCGCACAUUGUGACCGUGGUCUGUGCGGUCAUCACGUGUCUGCUGGUGCUGAUGAUUGGCAUCAGUGUGCUGUACUAUCUGCGCUUCGUGAAGCGACGCCGCAAGCUGUUGCACGAACGCGGUCCCAUGCGCACCAGCAAGAGCAUCAUCAAUGUGCAUGACCGCAUCCUGCAAGCACAUCAUCAGCCCCUCGGCGGUGGCGGCGGUGCCGGCAUGAGUAUGACACUUGGCGGCUCCAAUGGCUGCGGUGGCCUUGGCGGUGGUGGCAUGGGCAUGGCACUGAACUAUCCGCAUCAUGCGCAAACGCUGCAGGCGCAUCAUCAUUACCAUCAGGCGAUGCCGUUGCAGUCGCAUGGCGGCAUGGGUCAUGAGUAUCAGCAGACGACGCUGCCGCAGCUAGAUAAGUUGGAGCUGGAGCGUUAUCUGGCGGCGCAGUCGAUAGCAAACGAGUACAGAGCCCUCAAGCCCUGGGAGCUGCCCGUGAAGGAUGCGGACGAUGAGCCCGAGCAUCUGUACGAGCGUUUCGAUCACUACGAGUAUCCCGAUACGCAUACCAUGACCAAGCUGAAGCAGGCGGCGGCGCUUCAGGGCAGCGCUGUGUCAGCGGCAGCCGCUGCCGGUGCUGGUGGCAAGCCGCAUGUGGUCUACGUAUGACGUGGACGCGGUGGACAGCAGCAGGCACAGAAGCGGGAGAAGCAGGAGAUGGAGAUGGAAAUGGUGGGCCUUGGACUGACCAACAAUAACUAUCGCAGCUAUGUUCAGUGCCAGACUCAGACCAAGGCCAGUGGCCACUUUUGAAAAGCAAAAGCAAAAGCAAAAAACAGGGAAAUAGAAGCAGCAGCAGCAAAAGUAGAAAGCAUCACAUUAAGUGAGGUUAGGUUAUGUGUUUAAUUGAGGUUAUGUUCGAAACUCCUUGAUUUCCUAGUGUCUUUUAUCAUUUUUCAAUUAUUCGAUA
This is a messenger RNA of Drosophila albomicans, 3685 nucleotides long. Its product is annotated as nyctalopin. The coding region runs from base 1012 to 3384 and encodes 790 amino acids. Gene Ontology annotation, cellular component: plasma membrane. The transcript is spliced from 6 exons. Gene Ontology annotation, molecular function: protein binding. The record is from RefSeq and is a predicted model, not a curated record. NCBI's taxonomy places the organism in Eukaryota, Metazoa, Arthropoda, Insecta, Diptera, Drosophilidae.